AUGAGCUCUAGCAUUCCUCCUUGGCGUGCGACCGCCUCGGCUCCUUCUACCGCAGGAGCUUUUACAACUGCGACCCCUGCCUAUAUUCCAGUACAAGCCCGUCGUAGCCUCAACCACCAUAACAAGUCCAACCCUUCAACCUUGAACGGAGCAUACCAGCCCGCUAUGUCGACAACGGAUACAGCCCAGGCACGUGUGGAGUUCUCUCCUGCUAUUCGCACCUAUGUACAGCGAUGUUUUGCUCCCGAAAAUCAGAUCGCCAGCGUGAGCACCGCCGAAAUGCAGGAGAAGCUCCGAGAAGUCAUCACCAACGCCGCGAAAAAUGAUCGACUUAAUGCCAUCGACUGGGAGCGACUGCAACUACCCCAAAUUAUAAUCCAGAACGAACGCAACAAGAUCUUGGCCAACCCCAGCGUCUCGAGCUGGGCCAUGUCAGGUCAACCCGCAUCUCCUGGAGAUGCCUCGCGCAAGCGCAAGUCGACAGAGCACCAACAGUCUGAGCCUGACUCGCCACCAUGGAGAAAAACUAACAAUCGCAAUCGUUUUGAGGACCGAGUCACUUACCCAACAACAGAGAAGAAAAGCCGCAUGGCACUGGACGCGUCAAGUAAGUCCAAAGCUAAUUUGGAGAUGAGGAAGAAACGGUUUGAGGGGGCUGGUGCCACUUACGGGAAAUCGGCCACCUCCUCUCCCCAGCCCGAAGUGGACCAAGGACCCGUCGUUGGAAGAUGCGAGAAAUUAGAGAAAAACUAUUUCCGUUUAACUUCUGCACCGAAUCCGGAUACCGUUCGUCCUUUGUCGGUCCUGAAGAUGACCCUGGAUCUCUUAAAGAAGAAAUGGAAAAAGGAGGGCAACUACGGCUACAUAUGUGACCAGUUCAAGUCCCUUCGCCAGGACUUGACAGUCCAACACAUUCGGGAUGAGUUCACCGUGUCCGUUUACGAGAUUCAUGCACGCAUCGCCUUGGAGAAAGGGGAUCUUGGUGAGUAUAACCAGUGCCAAACCCAACUGCGGGUUCUCUACUCGCAGCAGCUGGGCGGCCACCCAACGGAAUUCAAGGCCUAUCGUAUUCUUUAUUUCAUUUACACCCGGAACUGGACCGCUAUGAAUGAUGCUCUAGCCGAUGUGACUGCCGAAGACAAGAAAGAUCCCGCUGUCAAGCACGCUCUUAAUGUUCGCUCCGCUCUCGCGCUCGGAAACUACCAUCGUUUCUUCAUGCUCUACCUGGAUACCCCUAACAUGGGUGCAUACCUCAUGGAUAUGUUUGUGGACCGUGAGCGGUUGAGUGCUCUUGCCGCCAUCUGUAGAGCCUACAAGCCCGACGUGACUAUUCGGUUCAUCACUGAGGAACUGGGAUUUGAGUCCGAUGAACAGACCGCACGCUUCGUCAUUGAUCACUCCUCUGCGGACCUACUCGAAGAGAAAAGCGGGACUGUGAGGCUGCUGACUGGCAAGGCGGGUGGCCUGUUCGAACAAGCCAAGGCAGAAGCCCACCGCGUCGUUGAUAUCAAAGGGCAAAUCUAA
This is a messenger RNA of Penicillium pulvis, 1524 nucleotides long. RefSeq lists its product as uncharacterized. Bases 1 to 1524 code for a protein of 507 amino acids. NCBI's taxonomy places the organism in Eukaryota, Fungi, Ascomycota, Eurotiomycetes, Eurotiales, Aspergillaceae. The record is from RefSeq and is a predicted model, not a curated record. Gene Ontology annotation, cellular component: nucleus. The transcript is spliced from 3 exons.